AUGGCACAUCCCAAGCCUAGCCGAUCAACGCUCAACGGCGCAGCGCUUAAUCUGACCCACCCCAAUGCGGGCCGCAGCACGGAGGAUGCUCGGCUCCGCAAGAGAUGGCUCCGCCUGCAAGAGCAGAACGAGCGUGCUUCACGCCGCUCAUUCAAAGUGUAUCGUUGGCGGGUAAACGACCCGGACGCGGCUGAGCAGAGUGCAAAGAGCCACGCAGAGGAGUCCCCAGGCGGACACGACCCGGUUACAGACGAAAAGUCCGGCGUGCCCCCGUCGUUUGACCAACUACUGAGUCUGAUCCACUAUAAUGUGUUCCGGGGCUGCUACAAGAACAAGCUGGUCCUGGGCCGGUCAGCGGUGUCUCUGUUCACGGACCGAGAGCCGAUACAGUUUGACAUCUCGUUUCCUUCCUAUUCGAGGGUCAUUCCGGUCAAACCUGGCAUCCCGGCAUGGCUGAUGCCAAGCCAGUCACAGAUGGAUCUGAUUCAUACAACGUGGAUCAACCUCCUACCUUUCCCAAAGAUGCGCGAUAAUCUGAUCCGCUGGGAAUCGUAUUUCGAUCAUAAAGAGUUUGCAGCCGAUCUGAUGGGCCACGGCCCUGACCCUAUGCUGUUUCCCCAGAAGAAAUGCCUGAAAUUUCAGCCCAAAGUCCAGUCAUAUCUAUUCAUGUCUACGGAGGAGGAUGACCUAACGACAGGUCGCACCGGGAUGAUCCUCUGGGGGGGAGCCGUAUAUCUUAGAGAAUUGGGAGGUUACGCCUGGGUUCCUACGGAAAUGGGCAUGGACAAUGGAGGGCUGUGA
This is a messenger RNA of Penicillium chermesinum, 801 nucleotides long. RefSeq lists its product as uncharacterized. Lineage: Eukaryota; Fungi; Ascomycota; Eurotiomycetes; Eurotiales; Aspergillaceae. The transcript is spliced from 3 exons. The record is from RefSeq and is a predicted model, not a curated record. Bases 1 to 801 code for a protein of 266 amino acids.